Molecule: messenger RNA, 1929 nt
Organism: Atta colombica
Lineage: Eukaryota; Metazoa; Arthropoda; Insecta; Hymenoptera; Formicidae
Gene: eco
Product: putative neugrin-like protein DDB_G0288135
Exons: 3
Coding region: 1-1929 (642 amino acids)
Biological process (GO): mitotic sister chromatid cohesion
Cellular component (GO): nucleus; chromatin
Molecular function (GO): protein-lysine-acetyltransferase activity
Source: RefSeq, a predicted model, not a curated record
AUGUCACCUUUGGCUCUCACUGAUCGAAGUCCAAGUAUCAGCGAUCAGAGUUCCUCAGGCAGAGAAUUUGUGUCUCCACUCGCGACACCUGAAAAGUCAAUCAUCUUCAAUACGUCUCUGUCCUGGGAUCGUUUAAGAUUCAACAUGGAGGAACGCAUGUCACCCUUUAGAUCACUCAAAAAGGUCACCAGAGAGGCUAGAAAUUCACCAAGAUGUAAAAUGUUCUCUGCUAACCGUUUUCAGAGAUCGUUGCCAUCCAGUCCAAGAGAACUGAUGGAUCAGUUGACACCACAACGCUCAAAGACAAACAUGGAACAGUUGAACGGAAUAGUACCAGAGACACCCCAACGAAGCUUUGCAACAGAGAUACAAAAUCAAAGUAUCACAGAAACACCUCGAAAAGGCAGAACUCCCGAGAGCAAGCAAACAACACCGUUGAGUUCUGUAAGCAAAACAGUUCCGUUGCCAAAGCUACACAGACGAAAGUCUUUCAGCACGAUUGAAAUGAGCAUGGGUUUCUCGCCUGAACAAAAAGAGAACACAUUAAAGAGGCGUGCGCGCGAGCAGUCGGGGGCGAAACCAACGAAACUAUUUAAGGGAGACGACGACUUCGUGCCUAGAGCGAGAGCAUCAUUGUUUCAGGAGAGGAAACACGAAUACAGUAGCCUAAAGGAUUUCUCAUUAAGUACGAAAACAUUUUACAGUGGCAACGUGAAGUCCGAGCGGCCUUUCAGCAAUUACAAGAGCAGCGACAUUAAAAGGAGACGAAGUUUACCUUCACAAAACAGCAGUAGACGUUCAUUGACAAAGAAGCGGAAAUUUGGUAAGAUAAACACUGGUGUGAGCCAUGGGAUCAAAAAGCCAAAGCCUAAGGUGAAUACAGAGACAUUGAAGAAUGAGGGACAGCAUAUUGUGCAGAGUCUCACAGCUUCAAACAAGAGUCAAUCUAUGGAAGAAACUCAAUCAAUGGAGGUAAACAUGAUUGCGGAAAGGGCCCCGCCAAUCGAUGAGAGUAAGCGAUUUUUUAAAACCAACAGGACGAUCAGAUCAAAUCAGGCAGCUACGGUAACGAUGAAUGAUAAGAUUAAGUUGAAGGUCGCGGAUGGUAAAAUUGAAUUGAAAGAGAAUCAGAAACGCGUUUCAUUCACGAAUGCACAUAAGCAAAAGCUGAAAACCGUGAACGUCUCUCUAGAUGCCACCGAUCUAACCGUUGACGAACCGGAAGUUGAAGCUACAUUGCAUCAAGAAAAAGUUAAUGAUCUCCUGAGAAUUCUAGAGGAUGACUGGGCGAACGAUGAGUAUGAUACGAUGACAUCAUUGACCCAUAUAGCGAACGCGUUUUCUCCAUUACAAUCGACGACGAUGUUGUCGAAAGACACAAUUAUGUCUCCAGCUACCGAGCUUAGCAACAUGACUUCGACGAUGAACAUUACAGACGCUGCUCCUUUGAAUAACUUUGGAAAUCUUUCACUUGAGAACGCUAAUAAUAGUCAUAAUAAUAAUAAUAAUAAUAAUGAAAAGGGAAUCGAAAAAGAAAUCGAAGAGGAUUCCGAAAAAAGAUAUUUUCCAUUAUUUACCAAAGGAUAUUCUGUACCUGAUAAUAUUUUUGAAGAGACAAGUAAUGUCAAGACUACAAAAACAACAAAAAGAAAUAUGCAAUGGCAGAUAUCCGCGAAAGGUGGUGGUGCAGAAGAUCAGUAUCAGCUAGAUGCUGGUCAAAAACGUUUCGGCGCCACUCAGUGUCCAGAAUGUAAUGUUGUAUACCAAGUGGGCGAUGCUGAGGAUGAAAACGCUCACUUGAAUUAUCACAAUAGCGUACGAACUUUAAAAUUCCAUGUACGUUAUAUUUGUGCCUGGUUGGAAGAACGAACGUGUUAUAUUGGAAGAUCCUUUUACCUCCAGCAGAAUAAUCUUGAUCGAGCCACAUGA